AACCUAAGCAGCCAGCAGACAACAUUAGCAGACGAUCAGUCUCGCUUGGAUAUUUGUUGUUGUAGGUUAGGUAUGAGUUAGAUUGUUACACUUUAUCGUAGGCCUACACCGUCGUGCCGAGCCCAUGUUUGCCUUCAAUACCAAAUACCAAUCGUGUUAUCAGUAACUCCUGUUUAAAUAUUUACGACCACUCUUUAAAAUCGGGCAUUGAAUAAUUUAUUGCCAGGGAAAUCUGAAAUUGUGAACAUUGUCAGAACAGUUCAGAAUUUAGUGAACUUAAUACUAGUGAGAAACAUUACCAGUGGCAAUUUGAUUAAUUUAAUCUCAAUCACUCUGUUUUAGAAUGGCCCGGAGGUGCUAGCAGGAUGGAAUCGGACGUCUCAUCCGAUCUGAAGACUUGUCUAGAAACCUUGGAGAGCUACGACGAAAUAGAGGUAAUCUCAGAAAACAAGGAACUGCCGCGUGACGUUGACUCCAGUUCGGACUCACUGUGUUCGCCCUCUGUGACAGUCCUGAGGCCACCGGGAGUAGCGGGUGACAGCCCUCAGUCCGACAGUUCAGUACCACCAUCGAGCCCGAUCCAGAAGUACCUGGAGACCGACAUGCCCGGACCUGCCAAGGGGCCCCGCUACAAGCUACUGACCGAGGGUGACCUGCAGGUCUGCUGCCUCAACCACACACGCACUGUCAUCAGCAAGAUCCUCAGCUCUAAGUUCCUCCGCAGGUGGGAGUCCCAUAGACUCUACCUCAACGAUGCCUGCAUUUCUUCCAAGACGCCGAUGGGCUUCCUGGACAUGUCCAUACCUUAUACUGCUCUGCAGGAAGUAUAUGUUGUCAGCAGAUGGGAUACUAACCACAAGUUCUGCAUUCGCCUCGUUGUGCCUAAUGGAUCUAUACUACUACAGGCCAGUAACGCCUAUAUCCGAGACCAGUGGUACCACUCCAUCUUGUGGAAGAAAAACAUUUUCAAGUACCAGAAUUUGCUUACUUGUUCUACCAGACCAGAGGUCAUAUUAAAAGAAAUGAAGAACCUUGUGGAGAUGUCGAUAAACACACCACUGCAUGACGAGUGUGUCUACCAAGUCCCCAUUGAUAUCUUCUCUCGACUGCUAAUGGAGGAGGAGGAGAGCUGGUCAGGUCGACUGUUCAGUGAAGAACUCAUCAGCACUCUGGCACCUCUACUAGAGAACUGUCCACCCUCUGCGGAGAUGUGUCACUUCUUCUCCCGCCACUGUGUGUCCCACCCUCGCUCGCCCCUGGUCAGUGACGCGUUAACGCCCGUCGUGUACCGGAUACUCAAGCACAACGUGGAUUUUGGAAAACAUCCCUUAAUGAAGAAGUUAGUCCAAGACUACAUCCAGGCUCUUUACACACACAAUGACAAUGAAGAAGUUAUUAACAAAUUUGUUGCUAGCGUCCAUGGUCCCAGCUCCGGCUGCCCUCACCCUCGGGUGCUGCCCAACCUUGUGUCUGUCUGUUUAUCAGCCAUUUUCAACAUCUUCGAGAUCUCUGCCAUCUUGGAGGAGAGGAACCAUGAUCAGAUCCAGGAGGAUCGGGCCAGCCGCAUCGAUUGCUACCUUCAAGUCUUCCGCACAAUAUCAGAGUAUGAUGACUGGAGACCUGGGCUGGCUCAGCUGCUGCAACCUGUCCCAGUACCUGAUGAUGCCCUCACUAGUCCUCACUUCAUCAAGAGCCUGAGCCCUGUGAUAGAGAGGAUAGGCACCAGCACGGACUGUGACACUCAUCAGAUGGUAUUGGGGGUGAGAGACGGCAAGGAGGGCUGGCUGGAUAUAUUCUGCCCCUCCAGCCUUGCUUGCAUAGACGAUGGAGUGUUGUGGGGUCAGAUGCUGGAAACACUACUGGGCUGCUGCUGCAAGCGGAAGAGGUUUGUGGCAGCGUUGAUGGCCAAGCGGCUCGGUGCCUGCUUGCUGCUAGCAUUGAGAGAGAACCGAGCGGCUCAGUCGGCACUCUGUCUGGCGCUAGAGUGGGAUCUGCUACCGGAGCCAGACCAGAGACUGACAGUAGCUACUACGUUACAGUCCACGACCUCAGGCAGUCAGAGCUAUGCGGCCUUGUGUCAACGGCAGUUACAUCUCCAGGAGCUGCAUAAGAAGGGAGGACCUCGCAAGUUGACGCUGCCCAGUCGGUCUACUGACAGCGACGUGAUACGCUUGCUCAGCUGCGGGGCUCUUGGCAACCUGGAGUGUCUCAGCCUUGCUUUUACCCACGUCACCAGUGCCUGUGCAGAACACAUAAUCAAACUGCCUGGUCUACGCUAUCUCAACCUCUGGGCCACUCAGUUUGGCGAUGCAGGAUUGCUCAUUAUCUCUGAACACUUGCCCAAGCUGCAGGUGCUCAAUCUUUGCGAGACUCCGGUGUCGGAUAAGGGCAUUGCAGCUCUAACAGCUAUGACGAAUCUUCGCAAGCUAAAUCUAAACAGUACAAAACUGAGUGCUCAGACGUUUGAGGUGUUGAAGAGCAAACUCCCAGCCCUGCAAGAACUGGACGUUCGUUACACAGAAGCCUGGUGAAACUGAAUUUGUGCUCUAGGUUGUGUGGCCUACAGCACAGAUUAAAACUGAACAAUGUUUUUGUUAAACCAAAGUUCGACUGAUGCAAAUACAUAGUUUUCAGAAGUGUUAGCAGCGGGAAAGUAUCCUUUCUCGUUUUAAAUUAAGAAAUUAUAUAAUAAUACGCACAUUUAAGAUAAGAUAAAUGUAUUGAAGUCAGCCAUAAGUUUACAGGAUUACAACUGUAUAAGUUGCUCUGUUUGAUUGUGAUUGGUUAUUUUUAAGGAAACCAAUUCUCAUUGAAUUUGUCCACGUCCCAAACCACAUAUCAUCAGGACCAAUGAAAGUCAUAUUAUAAAGUUGUACAACAAAGUGGCUAAUAUUAUUCAGACUGUCUUUUUUCUGUGACACAAAGAGUAUUCUUGCAAUAUAUAACUGUUUUUGGAAUUUCCCAAACCAUUAAACUCCAUCAGAACAUGUUUACUCUCACAAAGAUUUGUAAUUUUAUACUAAUAAUUUUGGGAGAAAAUGAUUCAUUUUGAGUUCAUGGUGUGUAUUAAUUUUAAUGUAACAGCUUAACCUUAUCUUAUUGUAGAUUUAAAGUUUUUUGUGUAGCUUAUGAAAUAAAAAUACUCUUGUAACCAUUAUACUUGACAAAUUUGAUUCUGAAUGUAAUUAAAAAUAACUUUAAAUAGUCACCUGUUCAUACAAUUAUUCAGUUAUCAGCAGUAGCUUGAAGUGGGAGUGAGUGGGUACAACCCUCUCACCUUCUUCACUAUCAGAAAGUUAUAAAAAAGUGCUGAAAAUAUAAUAAAUAUGUACAACCAUGAACAAAUAAUUAAAUAACCUAAAAACAGCCUCAAAAUGUAUAGUUUUUUACCGAAAAACAAAUACUUUUUAUUGAAUCAUAAAAAUAGCGUGGGAGUGGGCUUCUGAAUUCCCCUUACCCAUAGCUAAUUCUUUAUCUCUUAAAAUAUUGUUGUCCUCAAUCACCACUCCCAGCUGUUGCCAAAGUUUUUAAUUUUGAACCAUUAUGUUGAUCCUUAUGUUUUAUAUUUGAAGUGUAAACUCAUCAUUACUUAAAUAAAAAAAAUUGUUCCACUGUGAAGGCUGUGAAGUUAAGUUUGAGUUAUAUUAUUUAUAGUUUUGGUAGCAUAAAUAACAAAUAAGUAGACAAUUUUAGUACUUUAAAUUAUAGCUUUGGCAUUUACACUUCCAUUUAGCACUACGAUAGAAAAGGAAGAGCUAGAGAAAUAUUCGCUGCAAUUAUAGUUUUCACAUAAUAA
Messenger RNA from Homalodisca vitripennis (glassy-winged sharpshooter), 3796 nucleotides. Its product is annotated as C-Maf-inducing protein-like. The record is from RefSeq and is a predicted model, not a curated record. The transcript has 15 exons. Lineage: Eukaryota; Metazoa; Arthropoda; Insecta; Hemiptera; Cicadellidae. Bases 366 to 2531 code for a protein of 721 amino acids.